CUCCAAUGUUGCUGUUACUGUGCCCACAUCCUAUAUAUCAAGCAAAGUGUGCCAGACUACCCUAAACACUGUGAAGUAUAGUGUAAAAAAGUAUUUUUUACAUGAAGAAGAAAGGUUUGUUCACCCUUUUUUGUUGUCUAUUGCUCUUAGCAGUGGCCUUUGUGCUGCCACUGAGGUCCCAGCGGACAAAAAGAGGACUAAUCGAGCUGGCAGGAGCCAUCAAAUGCAGCACAGGUAGAUCGGCCUUGGCUUACAUGAUGUACGGAUGCUACUGCGGACUGGGGGGUCAAGGCUGGCCUAGAGACAGGAAGACAUGUAUGUUUUUCAUUGCAGAUAAUUUGAAGGACAUGUGUGAAAAGCUGCAGUGCAAAUGUGACAGAGAUGCUGCCAAAUGUUUGAGAAAAGCACCUUUCAUCCAGAAGUAUGCCGUGUGGCCGGAUUUGCUGUGUGGUUACAAACAACCGACAUGUAAUAUUUACUGACACAAUAAUUGCAUAUGCAUGUUUUGUCUGCCUUUUGCAAACACUAUGUUAUAUUAAUGAUGGUGAAAAUGGCCAAAGACACUUUAAAUAGGCUUAUUUUGUGAUUUCAAAAAACUUUGUCAUUAUUGGGGGGUCUCUUAAUUAAAUUCUGAAUUCACAGAAUGAGAUGUUUCAGGAGUAAACUAGUAAUGCAGAUGCCUUUAUAUCAACUGCCACUUUUAUAAAGGUCAAAACCUUUGGGCAUGUUUUUGACAACACUUCAUUUUUUUAAAGCUAUUUGAAAAAUCUGCGAGCUAAUAAACAAACUGAGGCUUUUCUACUUUUGUAUUUCAAGUCUGCUCUGACACACAUUUCCUUUUUUCCCACCAGAACCAAUGUGUGAAAUACUUCUGCUGUAUUGUCAUUGCUAUUUCAGUGACACUGCAACCUUGCAGAGGCUUUCCUCAAAACCUGAUUCAGACCAUAUUUAAAAACUUAUUCAGUUCUUUAAGGCCAGCAUGGUUUUAGAAUCCUGUGCUAAAAGAGUAAGUUACAGUCACUCAAACGCUAUUACAUGAACUCAUAUACAGCUCCCUUAUUAUGAACCAGGUGUGGAGAAACCACUGUGCAUGAUCUCAGUGGCUGCUUUCUUCACAGCAUUAAA
Molecule: messenger RNA, 1125 nt
Organism: Monopterus albus (swamp eel)
Lineage: Eukaryota; Metazoa; Chordata; Actinopteri; Synbranchiformes; Synbranchidae
Gene: pla2g10
Product: phospholipase A2 group X
Exons: 2
Coding region: 102-482 (126 amino acids)
Biological process (GO): phospholipid metabolic process; arachidonate secretion; lipid catabolic process
Molecular function (GO): calcium ion binding; phospholipid binding
Source: RefSeq, a predicted model, not a curated record